CCGCUGUGUGGACUUUAUGUCUCCGAACCAUCUUUAGCCGCAAUUUGAAAAUGUCCAAGUUAAAGGAGUCCAGCACUUGUCCGGACGGCUACAGGGCUCUGAGCACCGGCGAGCUGCAGGAGCUUUUACAAAACGACGACAAAAUGGACCAAAUCAUUCGCCUCAAUGAGAAGUUCCAGGACCUUCAAGUGGACAGGGAGACGCUGCUGACCUCCAACCGGAGCCUGGCUGAGGAGAGCCUUGCUCGACGACCCCGCCUUAAUAACGGCAAACUCCAACUGGCGGAGAAAUACCGGGAACUGUCCAACCUGGCAACCACAUGCUGGGAAAAACAGAGUCAGCUUGAGGCUCAUGUCCAGAAGCACAGCCUGCAGACAGCGCAGAACCUCCUGCAGGAAGAAGUGGCACGUGCAGAGGAGCAUUCAGAGGAGCUGCUGGAGAAGUUCAUGGAGGGAAACAUAAGCCUGGAUGAGUUCUUGGACUCGUUCCAAAGCUCCAGGAAGACAUAUCACAUCCGCCGGGCUCAAGCAGAGAAAAUGCAGGAGGUUGCUCAGGCCAAGAAGCAGCUGAGCAAAACCAAGAGGUCGGAGGAGAGCAAAGUCCCGGAGGUGAAGAAGGACUCGGAGCAGCCACCGGAGCCUCAGCGGCCCAACGGGUUCGUGGCGCAGGGACCUCUCCGAGUGUUCCAGGUCCGCUACGGCCUCACGCCGGCCAUCCUCCUGCCUCAUUACCCCGUCUCCCCCCCAGCCUCGGCUCCAGGCCACCAGAGCAGUAACCCCCCUCCGGAGCCCCAGCUGGGACAGACCCACAUCCUCAGCCCCAGCACCCCGCUGCCGGGACACGGCCAUCCGGUUGGCCUCAGGGUCAUUGGACAGCUAUCGGGCGGCUGGCCAGCUAACGGGCGGCCGGUGCGAGUGCAGCAGCUUUACAGGCCAAACCCUCAACAGCCCGAACCGCCGUACCGAUAAGCCCGAGGGGUGGGGGGGAGGAUGAAAAGCCGGCUCGAGAGGUCUUCCAAGACGUGGAACCAAACAGUGGCUGUCAAAAUCAUGUAAGCAAAGACUGAUCCAGAGACAGGCAGCACUGCAGACGCCCGUUUCUGUUCUCCAUCCAUGACACACAAAUGUAACCAUCAAGGGAAGCAGAGCAGAGGUAGUGAGGCGGCAGACCACAGAGGCAGGGAGGACUAGGGAUGGGCAGCGAUAGCCACUUCCAAUAUGGAUCCGGUAAACCAGUCUAUUGGAUCUCUACUUAUUCUUUCUCAUUUGUGGAAAACACACAGGAAGCAGCUUCUCGUAUCUGCUUAAAAUGACACACAUCUCCGGCUGCAGCUUGUCUCAGCUGCAGCUAAUAAAAGUUUAUUUGUAAGCUAAAGUGGUUCAGCCAGAGAUGGGAACUUGUGCAAGAACAUACACAUUUUUCAGUGACAUCUCUCCAUAAAAGUUCGACAACAGAUUCCUUACAUACUCCAAACUGCACAGAAUUGUGUUAAAUUGCUUGUUUCAGCCUGUUGUUGGGGAGGUUUAAAAAAUUAUCACGAACAUCAUAAAAAUGUUACCAAAGAAGAAAAAUCACAACUCAGACCUGAAAGGUUGAGAGAAGUGGAAUUAGAAACCCUGAACUAUCAGAAAUAUUAAGAGUAAGCCACCAACAACUGUGAUACAAAUAAAAACUUAAUAUGAUGCCAGAUGCUAAAAACGUCUCUUUAAAGCAAAGCGGCUCUCGACUGAAAUUUCAGGUCAUCUGACAGUUACAGAAAUAUCAAAGCCCUUUUCAGACAUGUGAUACGUAACAUUGCUGCUUCAUGACUGUGUUAAAAUGGCGGCAUUCUGUUAUUUAAAUUUAUGUUACAUUUAUGUUCCUCAUGGCUUCAUUCAGACUCAUGAGCUGUGUUACCAUAAUGUAUUUUUAAGUGCAUUUUGAAGUAUCACGUUCAUGCAAAUGGAAAAAAAAAAUUUAAAAAGCAUAAAGCGUAAAAAAAUGAAAAAGUGUAAAGAUUUUAAAAAUCUUUACGCUUGCUUGAGGUAGCUUUUGACUUACGAAAAAAAUUAAUGCGCAUAAUGUGAGAUGGAAAUGAACAUUUAACUUACAUUGAAGAUGAGCUGUUUCUGCUUCUUUCAUUGUCUUUGGCAGCUGAAACAUGGCCAAUAGUAGCUGGCAUGAAAGAAUAAUUCACAACUCUCCUGAAUUAUAUAAAUUUCUGAAGAUUUUCCUCCAUUUUUAGCUCGUAGACAGACUUGUUUGUGUUUUCUUCCUACUUUAUGUGUUUUUGGUGAUUGGCACACAGUUGGUUUUGUUCCUGCCUUCUUCUGCUUCGAGUAAAUUUUGCAACAUUUCAAAAUUUCACUUCAGAUUUGCUUGACAAUUAUAUGGAAACACGGUUUGCAGGCAAGAUUUGGCUGCAUAUCAGAGUUUAAGCAGCUACUAAUUAAAGACUAAAAAUAGCCUAAUAAAACUAUCCAACAAAGUAUUCAUAUCAUGAAUAUCAAACACGUGUUACAGAUCAACAACCGUUGUGAGAUGUUCAUAUUAAUGGUUGCAGUAAUGCUACUAUCAAGACAGGCAGCUUUCUUCUUGUCCCCAGACACCAUGCUGAAUUUGUGUGCCCUUCCAUUAAUGCAGUUCAAACUAAUGUUUCUAAGUCUGACCUGGUCGCAACUUUACAGAAAAGUGAGCAGAGAUCUCAUUGAAACACGAAGCCGCCAGAUUCAAAUGCUGUCAGAUUAUUGGAAAGGAGCACACGUCUGAAAGGGGUUGCAACCUGCAGCAGGUGGAGUUACCUUGUCAGGUGUUGUAACGGAAGGUGAUUGAGGACAGAAACCUGCAAAAACCACCUGACGAAGCUGUUUUCUGAGAUUAUCUGAGAGAAUUUACUCAACAACUACUGAAAUGUAUAUAUUUGUGCUGAAAUAUACCAAUAAAAUCUAAAAAAAAAAUUAAAUCUCAGUAAAUUGGCAUUUACUAUGAUAACAUGGUGUAAAUUAAAGUUUCAUUUGUGUUUUAUUUCAGCUAAUUUUGGCAUCAUAUUUGAACCUCAGGUUCGUUCAGAUUCAGGUCAAAUAUAUGUUUCAUCCUCUGUGGAGAAAAAGAAGACAAUGUAUGUCAGACUGCUUGUGCAUUACAUUCGCAAGUCGCUCAUCUGUGCCAUUUAAGAACAAAUCUGUGUUUUGUAUUGUUUUUUGGGUUUUUUUGCAUGAGCUCUGUUCUGCAUUGUUCUGCAACGCAACCAUGCUGCCACUGUGGAUUGCGUUUCAUAGCUCACAGUUUCUCCACAGAAGUGAUGAGUUGAUUAACAAGCUCCUCGUUAAAAAUACCUUGAAUAUUUGCAGCGAGUAGCUGGUGAAGUACAGUAGCCUGCAGCAGUUAAUUCAAUGUGUCAGAUACAUUUAAUUAACAUUUCAUAUGUUACGCUGCUUGUCUCAUUUCCAUUAAUUAGGCUGCCAAUAAAACCUGUAGUGUUUCUCCUUUCUCAGCCAACAAAAGCUGAUUAAACAUCUCAGAGUUGUUGUUUUAACCUUUAGUUGCUGGAGAUAAGAUUCGACUCGGUGCUGGAUUUCGACAAAACGCUAUCGAACCCCAUCCCUAGUGAGAAGACAGAAGUUUGCAUUGUUAUUUCUAAUUAUAUUUUAUAAUUUACACUGAUGGAUGUGAAGCACAGGGUUGUGAAGCACAUCUACGACGCUGGAGGGGAGGGAAAAAAAAGGAUCUCAUUGUUCAUUCAUACAGCUUAGGACAGAGAGAGGCUUUGUCAGAUACGAGGAGUCAUCAAAAUGAACGAUGACAUCAAUAAAGUGGCGUUUAAUAUAAACUCUCAUUGUUUUUCAUCUUACCAAAUAACGCAGUGACAUUCACACUUGGAAUCAUUCCCGAGAUCAUUAAUGCUGAUACGAGAUCACUGCCGAGCAAAUAUCAAACAAAGACAUACUGCAGAGCAGUGCAGGUGGUAUUUAUUAAUAAUUUCCCGGACUAUAACCUGUCAAUAUUAUUUGCAAUGUCAUGUGUGUUUGAAUUACGGUCGAUUACCCAAAGCCUUCUGCCUUCUUGUGCAAUUUCAUUAACAGUGUUGCGGCUCGCACCAGUGAGCGAUUUAUUUAUUCAUGUAAAUCCUAUUUUAAAUGGCUGACUUCAAAGCGUCUUGUUUACCGUGCUAAAUGAAGAGCCGCUUCUCCUUUCAAGGCAGCCAGUGUUUUUAUUUCUCCCUCCAAGUGAGCUGCAGAGUGAGGGGAAUUUAAUCUCUAUGAGAAUGCCAGCGCUCUGCGAGCCCACAGUCCAAUCACAAGGAGGUUUAGGAGGUUUCCUUCUUCAUUUCAUUCUCCUUUUUCCUCAUCAUCCAUCCUGCAGCCUUUAAAAGGAAAAGCUUCAGAUUGUAGUUGCAAUGAUUCUGUUCUUGAACGUACAUUUCGCUUAUAAAUAACUCAUAAGUGCAUGCUUACUACAGCUUGACAAAGUACAUGAAAAUGCCUUUUACAGGCCAGUGCCCAGUUGCAUAAAACAUCUUCCACUGUAAGGAAAUCGUUUUAAUUUAACUUGGAAAACAUCCUUAAAUAAGUAAGGAUGCAUUUCAAGGCUCUGAGGAUUUCUUUAAAGGGGAAAUCCUGUCGGUUUUUUGUUUGUUUGUUUGUUUUUUUCUUACAACUAGGGUCACAUUUUUGUAAUUUCAGCUGUCUUUUCUGUCUAAUAACAUGCAGAAAGUAAAAUCCCAAACUUCUCAAUAAAACUAACACAGAUUUACUCCAAAUUCAUUUCGGUAACUCUGCAAACAACUUUGCACUGCAGCUCUCUCUUCUGAAAGGUUAAUGUUUGCAUCCCUACAAGUAAAAGAAGGCCUUGUUAACUGAAGUAGAAAGCAACAAAAGGUCACUUACAAGAUCGCGUAUUACCUGGAAUUUAAACUGACCAACCAAUGCUUCUGUCAAAGACAUGCAGCUUCUGUUACAAACUAAUGAGCUAUAUAGAUGCUUUUUACAUUAUUAGCCUUGUUUUCUGUGUUUUUAUGUCUGUUUUGCAUUUUUGUGUUCUUAUUUAUUAUGAGGUAAACAAUUAAAUAAACAAAACAUAAGUUGUCAGACACGUUGUUAAGAAGAUUAUCCAAAUUUAUUUGAAACAGAAAAAGAUUUUCCUUAAAUUCUCCUUUUUAUUGCUGCCUUGUUUUUGUGUUAUGACUGAUAAAAAAGUGAUGGCUAAAACUCUGACAAAAAGAUCUGGCUGUUCUUUUAAAGUCUGUCUUCAGGUGCGCAAACAUCCUGAACAAUAAAAAGAGAGAAAUGCGCUUAAGGUACUUUUUUUUUUUUUUUUUUAUUGGUGAAAAAGAUGGAAGUGUGUUUAAAAAAGGGUUUGGUAACAGGUAACACCCAGUAUUCCAUUUUGUUUGUUGACUGCAUGAUAUUUUUGGAGUCAAACCUCAACAUCAGCUUCUUUUCUUCAUUGCUUUCAAUUUUGUUUUUGAAAUUAUGUUCAUUUAAUGUCAUGCCUUUUGAUCACAGAGUUUCAUUAUAUCCUGACAUACCUCUUUUAAUGUGCACAUUAAUUAACACCAGCAACGUGUCGAAAUCACUCUGUUUUUUAAAAUAUAUUUCUUGCAACACCCUUAAAGGAAAAGGAAUACAUUUUGGGACAUAUGUUUGUGAGUCAGUUAAAAAAAGAUUCAUAUUAACUUCAUGUCUGCUUUAAUAUGAAGUUAGGAAAAGGAACCAGUUUCACAAGGAUGUAGAAGACUUCUGUGUGGUGUUGGAUUAGUCUGAAUUGUUCUCAUAGAUUACUCUCCUACAUGUUAGUUUCACAAGGACAGCUUCUAAGUUAGUCACACCUCCAGGAUAAGUUACUGACUAGGAUGUUUCCAAACUCCUCUGUAUUAUCUUCAGCACCAAAUCCUUAGAGCGAUUAGGCGUGUUCUGUGCUAAAAAUUAAAAAUUCUUUUUUAGCAUCUUCCAAAAACACAUUUGUGGAUCUUUUUGAAUGUUUUUCACGCUCUUGUUGAUCAAUUUUCUCAGUAACACAAAUGUUAAAUUCCUCAAAAAGGCAAAUGUUUUUAUCCAGAAUUCAUCACAAAUUAGUUUUGUUUGUGCAACAGAUCCAUUUAGGUGUCUAUAUGAAGACUAAAUGCAUACUCAAAGACUUUCUUUGUGAAAUUGGCCACAGGAGACAGUUAGCUUUCACUUUACCACCUGUUUCCGGUCUUUGUGCUAAGCUAAGCUAACCAGCUGCUGGUUGUGUGUGCUUGGCAUACUGAAAAAGCAUAUUUCCUGAAAUGUUGAUUUCUUCCUUUAACCGCAGCAUCAAAAUGAAAGAAAAUGAAUGUUUAAAAACUUGAUCCGGACGUGAACCUUUGAUGCAUCUGGGCACUGGCUCCAACCAAACUUGCAGUUGUGCAUCCACUCAGGGUCUUAGGGAGGGAAAAAACUGCAGUCUCGCUUGUUAUCCUGUAGCACAGAUGGACCCAGGGUGCCAGUGAGCUCGUACCCAUGGAUGUCAUGUUGCCCCCUUUUACAGGACGCUCUGCCCAUAACACCAUAACACCAAGUCACCUCCUCAGACAUCCCACUGCUGCGUAGAGAUUUUACCGAAUGAACGUUCAAAUGCUGUUACUGCUCAAACUCCUGACAGUGAUUUUUUUUUUUGUAACAGUGCUGUCUGAAUCCUCCAAAUUCACUGUUUUUUUGUUUUUUUUUAUUCAGACCUGAUGGAUGCUUAUGUGUUUGGAAUAUCCUGAUGUAAAGUGCUUGUUUCUGCGA
Molecule: messenger RNA, 6731 nt
Organism: Stegastes partitus (bicolor damselfish)
Lineage: Eukaryota; Metazoa; Chordata; Actinopteri; Pomacentridae
Gene: vps37d
Product: VPS37D subunit of ESCRT-I
Exons: 4
Coding region: 51-968 (305 amino acids)
Biological process (GO): protein targeting to membrane; ubiquitin-dependent protein catabolic process via the multivesicular body sorting pathway; protein targeting to vacuole
Cellular component (GO): ESCRT I complex
Source: RefSeq, a predicted model, not a curated record